Messenger RNA from Austrofundulus limnaeus, 1580 nucleotides. It is a transcript of the gene trmt11, whose product is annotated as tRNA methyltransferase 11 homolog. Gene Ontology annotation, molecular function: tRNA (guanine(10)-N2)-methyltransferase activity; nucleic acid binding. Lineage: Eukaryota; Metazoa; Chordata; Actinopteri; Cyprinodontiformes; Rivulidae. Gene Ontology annotation, cellular component: cytoplasm. Gene Ontology annotation, biological process: methylation. The record is from RefSeq and is a predicted model, not a curated record.
GUCGGACCUUUUAUGAAUGCGCACCAAAGAUGGCUACCUCCAGUAGUCGGUCAUGCCUUCAAUAUUUAUUCCAUUUAGCUCACGAUAACCUGGAGUUUAGGUUACCGGAAAUAAGGUCUCUGCUGGCUCUCCGAUCGAAAUCAUUCCACCCUUCUGAAAACUUCAACGAACAGUCUCCUUUCUGGUGCCUGGGCAGUUUGUCAGAGGAGGAUGUACGCAGUGUCAUGGCCAGAUCAGUCUGUGCAAAGUCUGCAUUUGAACUGUGGGGCCAUGGGCGUACGCACAGCGAACUCAGAACAUCCCUCUUGAAUUACCCUUCAGAAAAAAUGAGACCCUACAUGCACAAAGAGUCCACGUACAAAAUUAACAUCGAGUCUUUCAACAAAAGUUUGCUGUUAAAAGACAAAAUCAAAAAGAUUAAUGCUUUGGAUUAUCUUCCCUUUGAAGGCACAGUGUGCCUGACGAACCCUCAGCACAUCUUCUGUUUGUUGGAGGAUUAUGGCACAGACUGCAGAAACAUCCCAGAGCAUCCCAACCACAUCUACUUUGGUAGAUGGAUAGCAGAUGGUCAGCGGGAACUGAUUUGCUCCUUCAGUGUGAAGAAAAGACAUUUCAUCGGAAAUACCAGCAUGAAUGCUGGCCUCUCAUUCAUCAUGGCUAACCAUGCAAAGGUCAAAGAGAAUGACCUCAUCUUUGACCCAUUUGUUGGCACAGGAAGCCUGUUGGUUGCAUGUUCACAUUUUGGAGCUUAUGUUUGUGGAACAGAUAUUGAUUACAACAUAAUUCACGGCAAAGGUCUGUCCAGCCGUAAAAACCAAAAGUGGCGAGGUCCCGAUGAGAACAUCAGAGCAAACUUACGACAAUACGGAACGGAGAAGAUGUACGUGGAUGUGAUGGUGUCUGAUGCGUCCAAGCCAGUGUGGAGGAACACUGCUUUGUUUGAUGCCAUCAUUACUGACCCUCCAUAUGGAAUAAGAGAGUCUACAAGGAAAACAGGUUCCCACAAGAACAUCACUAAACCCCCCAAUGGCACCUACGCAGAGUCUCAUGUACCUGUCUCACAGGUGUACCACCUCAGUGACAUCUUGUCAGAUCUGUUAAACUUCUCUGCCCACCAUCUGCUCAUGGGUGGGAGGCUCGUCUAUUGGCUGCCUGUCUACAAACCUGAAUACUGCGAGGAGAGGAUUCCUGUUCAUCCUUGCCUUCGGCUCAUCAGCAACUGUGAGCAGCCACUGUCCAGCCACACUUCACGACGCCUGAUCACUAUGGAGAAAAUCAAAGAGCCAGAGGAAUUGGACAAUCCUGCAUAUGUGUCAGACGGCCUCUACCAGGGACACAACACCUUCAGAAAGAAAUAUUUCAGUGCACGGAACAAAAAAUCUGGCAAAGAAGAAGAACAAGCUCAGAUGUUGAUGGAAAAUAAAAUUUCUUAAAGGCCUUAAGAAAAACAUUCUUACUUUUUUAGGUUGUCAUUAAGAUUUUAAACAUUUGUUAGUUCAUUUAGAUUAGAAACUAUCUUAAAAUAUAAUGAUGUUGUUGGUUUUUUUUUUACUUUGUGAAUAAAAUCCAUUUAAAAUGCA